Messenger RNA from Didymella exigua CBS 183.55, 465 nucleotides. RefSeq names its product ubiquitin-domain-containing protein. The coding region runs from base 1 to 465 and encodes 154 amino acids. NCBI's taxonomy places the organism in Eukaryota, Fungi, Ascomycota, Dothideomycetes, Pleosporales, Didymellaceae. Gene Ontology annotation, biological process: modification-dependent protein catabolic process; translation; protein ubiquitination. The transcript is spliced from 2 exons. The record is from RefSeq and is a predicted model, not a curated record. Gene Ontology annotation, molecular function: ubiquitin protein ligase binding; protein tag activity; structural constituent of ribosome. Gene Ontology annotation, cellular component: ribosome; cytoplasm; nucleus.
AUGCAGAUUUUCGUCAAGACCCUCACGGGCAAGACCAUCACCCUUGAGGUGGAGUCCUCGGACACCAUCGACAAUGUGAAGUCCAAGAUCCAGGACAAGGAGGGCAUUCCCCCAGACCAGCAGCGUCUUAUCUUCGCCGGCAAGCAGCUCGAGGACGGCCGCACCCUCUCCGACUAUAACAUCCAGAAAGAGUCGACCCUCCACUUGGUGCUCCGCCUGCGUGGUGGUGGCAAGAAGAGGAAGAAGAAGGUCUACACCACCCCCAAGAAGAUCAAGCACAAGCGCAAGAAGACCAAGCUCGCUGUGCUCAAGUACUACAAGGUUGACGGCGACGGCAAGAUCGAACGUCUUCGCCGUGAGUGCCCCCAGCCCGAGUGCGGCGCUGGUGUCUUCAUGGCCGCCAUGCACAACCGCCAGUACUGCGGUCGCUGCCACUUGACCUACGUCUUCGACGAGGCCAAAUAG